AUGAAAAAUCACGAAAUGUCUACUUAUGCAGGCAAGUUGUCUUAAGUCUAUUAGAAUGACAGUAAUUCACAUCUUAGAAUAUUUAUUUAGCUAAUGAUGAAAUUUCCCAAUCAUUAGCAAAUAGUCCAUCUGUGAACACAAAUUUAUAAGUAGUAUUAAAGAAACUGUAAUCCAAAAAAAUUAGAUAAUUGUAUCAGGAACUAGGUCCUGUUUAUGAUAUUGAUGAAAACUAUGAGAUUCGAAAUUUCGAUGAUGACAGCUGUUAUUUUGGGUAAGUGGAGAAUGACCAAAAAAAUGGCACAGGAAUAUUGGUAUGGUCAGUGGUAGGAAAUAUACUAGAUGGGUAAAGUUUAUAAUUUAUAAAAUAGAAUUUGGGUGAAUAAUGAGUUAAACGGAUUUUGUAGAAUGAUUUACUCAAAUGGAGACAUGUAAAGUGGUAAUUAAUUGAAUAGUUUCGAAUGUGAAUUCAAAUAUGGGAAGGCUAAUGGAUUUGGAGUGUUCUCAACUAAGAGCAAAGUUGUGAAAGGUAAAUUAUUUAAUCACGAUAAGGGCUGUGGUCAAAUAAUGUACUUAAUGGAGAAGGGCAAGAGAUAAGAAGUGACGGAUCGAAGUACUUUGGACAAUUUAAGGAUGGAUAAAAAAAUGGAAAAGGGAUUAUAUAUUUUAAAGAUGGAUGCAAGUGAAGAAUGAGAUAUAAUUUUAGGUACGAAGGAGAGAUUAGUAAGAAUAAGUUAGAUGGAAAGGGUAUAUUGGUUUGGAAUGAUUCGAGUUAUUAUGAAGGGGAAUUUCGUAGUGGUAUAAUAAAUGGGAGUGGGAUUUAUGUUAGCGGAAAUGGAAAUAGUUUGAGUGGAUACGUAUGUUUGAAUUGAUAAUGAGGUUAUAGUUUGAGGAAAUCAGCAAUAAGGAUAGAAUUCAGAGAAUUUAAUGUAUUCAUAAUAGUGGAUCUGAACGAUUUAUAGAGAAAAUACGAUAUUUAGGAUUUUUUUGA
Molecule: messenger RNA, 988 nt
Organism: Paramecium octaurelia
Lineage: Eukaryota; Ciliophora; Oligohymenophorea; Peniculida; Parameciidae
Source: the annotation of a GenBank genome assembly